UGAACUUAAUUGUUUCCGUUUUUUUUUUUUUAAAAAAAUAUCAUUGAUUGUGUUUCUCGUUUGGAUCUUCUGCAAUUUUAGUUUCAGCUACUGGUUUAUAAUGUGUUGAUCCACCUUAUAAAUAUUGGCGCGAUUGAUUGUGAAAUGGUAUGCGUAUGAUGAUCUGCUACUGCAGAAAUGUUGGCAAAUGGAUCUGUUUCUGAAUCAAACACUAGUAAUAUAGUUACAACUUAUGUCUCUGCAUGAAUUGAAAUAAUAAUGACUGUGUUUGUCUUUUGGUUCUUCUACAAUUUUAUUUUCAGCUACCGGUUUAUAAUGUGUUGAUUCACCUUAUAAAUAUCGGCGUGAUUGAUUGUGAAAUGGCAUGCGUAUGAUGAUCUGCUACUGCAGAUAAUGCUGGCAAAUGGACCUGUUGCAAUUGCAAUAAUAAUUUCUUACGAGCUAAGUUGCUUGUACUCUUCACGUUUGGUGCGGCAUCGGUGACGUGGGUAUGGGUGCGGCAUCCGCAACGAAUUUGGUCAACUGAUUUUGGGUGCUUUUAGCAAAAUCAACAGGGAAAUUCGGGACGGAUACAUAUGAUUAUCUGGUAUCAAAACAAAAGCUAAGAUGAAAUUGAAGAAAAUGAAAUAAGCUUGUAUAUAGAAAUUUAUGUAUCAGACUUUUUCCUUUUGGAAUUCUCCUCUGAUCAAUAUUUUUGCCUUGGAAUACCUUUUGUAACUUUCCCACACAAUGUCCCAUAAUCUGGAUAUAUUUGAAUUAUUUUUAGCCAAAUCUUCCUACUUGCAUCCAUACCUGGAUCUGUGCCCAGAAUCUUAAAAUUUAGGUCAUGGACGAUCCAACCAGUAGAUUCAUACCUGUAUCGGACACACGAGUCCGAGCGAAUUAGCUUACGAGAGGCGGGUUAUUGUGGACUUUUCAAAUCACAAAAUAGGUUAUACAUAUUGAACAGAAUGACUUUGGUUGAGUCCCAUUGAAGUUUUCAAUUUUAACUGUUUAACUCAAGGCUACCUCAAUUGAUCAUAGUCCAACCAUGUAUGAAGAAGGUCUUAGAUUCUACCUUUUUCCUUAUUCUUGCUGCAUUUUGCUUGCACUUUCAGAAUUGAUACGUUGCUGCAAUAUGUUAAGCGGAACAUCGAGAUACUAAGAAUGUGAACAAUAUGAGGUCCUUCAGCACCAUGAGUCUGAGUUGUUUUUCAGCAAUGAUGUAUUGAUAUGUAUAUGUCAUAUUGCAUGUGUAGCUUCACCUAUUUGUUGGAUUUUAUUUGUUUCAUUUUUUGAGAUGGUUUGGGCAUGUGAAGAGAGGAGAAGUGUAGAUGCCCCAGUGAGGAGGUGCGAGAGGUUGGAUACAGUAGGUACGAGGAGAGGUAGAGGUUGGCCGAAAUGUAUUGGGGAGAGGUGAUUAGAUUGGACAUGGAGCAACUUCAGCUUAUCAAGGACAUGACCUUAGGGAGGGUAUGGAGGUCACAUAUUAGGGUAGACGGUUAGCAGGUAGUGGAGUAUUGUAUUGCUUUUCGACGGGCAUAGGCUUGGCGGCGGCUGUUGUACUGUUAUCCUUAUUCUUGUAGUGUCUUGCUUUUGAUUUCGAUUAGUAUCUAGUGUUUCAGUUAUUGCACUAUUUUGUAGUGGUUACUGUUUCCUUAUUAGUUGCUGUUUUUUCUAUGACGUUUUCCUUUUCAUACCUUCUAUGAUUUGCUAUACUCGAGCCGAGGGUCUUUCAGAAGCAACCUCUCUACCUCUAAAAGGUAGUGGUAAGGUCUGCAUACACUCCACCCUCCCUAGACUCCACUUGUGGGAUUUCACUGGGUAUGUUGUUGUUGGCUCCGUAUAAGCUUCAGUAUCUUACUCUUAAUAGCAGUAGAAAUGUGUCUUGAAGCAAGAUUUCUAAGAAGAAAGUAGCUUAUUUCCUCUGCCAAACCAGAUGAAUAUUGGAUAUAAUUGAUUUGUAGGUGAUUACAAUAAAUUUCUCUGAUUACCCUCAAUUGAUUGAAGUUCUGAUGUAAGCACAGGAGAUUUUAUAAAACUUCUUCCUUAUUCAUGAAGUCUCUUUUUUGCCCUUUUUUAUAUUGAUGUGUUUCAUGUGGACGGUAUUUUACUAGCAGUAAGAUGAUAUGAACCUAAACCAUUUGAGAUCCUGGCAAGUAUCUGCACUCAGCAUCCACAUAUGAGUUUUGCUUUUGGAUUAAAUGGAGAGAGCCAGACUUACCAUGGAUAUAUUAUUAAUUCAUUGUCUUUGUAUAAGAUAUUAUGUGAUCAAGGAGAAAAAGGUCACAUCCCCAGAUAACGAAGCAGAUCCUCUUCCAAAUGCUGGAAGAGUUGCAUUAUCCAAAAAAUAUCGGACAGCUCGCAACCCCAAUUGUAAGAUUGUUCUUUUCUUGACGAUCCCCUUUUAUUACUACCCAUGUCCUAAUCAGUUUAUUAUUUCAGAAGAUGUUAACUGCUUCAUCUUUAUCCCUCUAAAUUCUGUAAGAAAUAAUAGUAUCGUUAGUGCAGCUGAUACACCCAAAACUUCAGAGUAUGCUUUCUUCAAGAAGUUGAAAAAGAACAUUGGCCCUAGCAAUCCAGAUCUUCUCCAUAGAGGGAGUAAACUUCCAAAGAUCUCUCAACCUAGUAAUUGUAUCUCAGACACAACAAGCAUAUACAACGUGCUGAAGUACCCAAAUAAGGACCUUAAAAUCCCAAUUCAAGCAGAAAAGAAAUAUCAGAGUAAUGAAUGCCUGUCCUUUUCACCUGUUGAUGGUGUCAUAGUACACCAAAAUGCAGGCAUAUCAAAGGAGACAAAACUUAAGUACUUUUCACUCCCAACUGCAGUGACUCGUGUAGAUUCAGAUUUGCAGCUGUCACCCCUUGCGGGUCCAUCAAAUCAUUCAGGGACUCAGUACUCUGGUAAUGGGAUUUUUGCAGCAAAGAGGCAGAAACUUUGUCAGCGAGCAAAUGAAUUGUUUCUUAACGUCGAAAAACUCAAUUCUGAAAGGUUUGAUUUGGUUUCUGCACUUCUCAAGCGGCUGUUCCCUGGAAGGAAGGAGGAUGAAGGUUUCUGGGAUUCACAGGUCAGGAAAGGGGAAAAUGCAAGUACUAGCUCACUUGCAUAUGCUAAGCCAGAUCAUGCAAACUCACGACCUCUUUCAAGGCACAUAGAAGAUGUUACAGCACCAGAAUAUAGGAUGAGCGAGGAUGAUUGCUGUCCCAGUAAUUUCUUUGGUAGGCCAGAGGAGAGAGUUACCCCAGAGUUGGAUGACUUCACUUCUUCUUUUCAUCCCAUUGGCUUUGAUUUGGAAGCUGGUUUGCACUAUGAAGAUGCAGAUAAUAGUCAAAUUUCAAACAACAAAAUAACUAUAAAUUUGUGGGAUCAGAGUGAUUCAUCGCCUUCCUUAUCCUUUGAGCGUCAUGGGCUUGCUGAUCAUUUCCUACCAGAUAGACUUCAUAGUGCAUAUGUACCUGUAAGUAGAGGAGCGCAAAACUAUUUCUUGGAUUGGGAUUUCAAUGAAGAGGACAAUGAUCCUGUAUUAGCCAUUUCUACUAUCAGAGGGAAUAAAUUGUAUUCACCAAUAGCCACCUCACGGCAAGUUGAUUACCAGCAGAGUACAGAAAAGAAGCUUGAUGCGCUGGCAUUGUGUUCAUCCUCUUUAUUUACAAACUCUGAAUAUUCUGAUGUGCAGCCAUAUUUUUGUUCAACAAGCUUUCAGCAGAAAUUCUUUCCAACUGAUGUCUGCUCCAAGGAUUUUGGAAUGAUUCUUGAGCAUGAGGACUAUGCAGUUGCAAGAAUGGACCGGUUUGAUCUACCCUUGCUAUGUUACUCAGAGGAGCAAGGUCUUCUGGAAUAUUGCAAUACUGAGGAUCCAUUUGCAAGCGGCACUGCUAUCGUCCCAUAUCUCAGUCAUCAUGAGAAGAAUCAUUGUGAUUCUGAUGCCCUCUUGCCAAUGGCCUUGGAUACUUUUGGCUGGAAGUUCUUGUCAGCAACCAGUUCCCCGUUGCAGAGGGGUUUAUCUACUUAUCAAUCUUUAAGACUGCCUCAUAGAGAAGAUACAAUUGGUCUAACACAAGAGGAGAUCAAAAACAGCUUGUAUAGUUUAAACCCAAGAGAACUUGCUCCGCAAUCAGUUGACCAUGCAUUAAACACUGACAUCUGGUUCUCUUGCAACUCUGAAGUAUCUUGUGACAAAGCUGGUGGCAGAUCGCUAUUACUUGCUAAUGCAAGCUGGAUUACAUCUGUGGAAGAAAUUUCCCCUGAUCAUUGUGAUGAAUGGACAUGGAGCUGAAGAUUCUCAUAUAUUUCUGCAGGUCUUAUAAUCAUAGUAAAUAAUCAUAUGAUGGAAUAGCAGGGUUGCCCCCUAUCCCACUAAAGGUAUGUUCUGUCUCCGUGAUCAUCCUUCGUGUGGCCCUGUUAUACUUACGUCGUAUUUGAGAUUCAGGACCAUGUAAAUACAUUUAGUUCAAAACCAAAUAGAGUUUCUUCUUUUUUCCCAACAGAAUGGAAUUCCACCUAGGAAAACAUUGUUGA
Messenger RNA from Capsicum annuum, 4498 nucleotides. RefSeq lists its product as uncharacterized. Bases 2184 to 4256 code for a protein of 690 amino acids. NCBI's taxonomy places the organism in Eukaryota, Viridiplantae, Streptophyta, Magnoliopsida, Solanales, Solanaceae. The transcript has 7 exons. The record is from RefSeq and is a predicted model, not a curated record.